UCCAUCUUCACGACAGCUCUAGAGAAUCAAGAAGUGUAACAUAGGAUGAUGAAACAAUUCCUUGCAAACGUCAAUAAUGGCGUUGUCGGACAAAUAUCCACGCAGUGAUCCUUGUUACGAAACUCUUCGAGGUUGCGUGUUGCUUCAAGGUGAGAAGGGAGUUGAUUGUAAAAUACUGUGAGUUUCUUUUCAUAAGAAGGACAAUAUAUAAACCACUUUCUUUCCACCUUAAGCCAGUAACCAAACAAUAUAUCUUACCUCAAUUGAUCUCGCCUACUACAUUAACUUAGCCAUGUUUUCAGCAACUGACGCUUUCCUUCCAGCCACGAUGAGGGCACUUUACGUCGAAGCUCAAGGCCAACCUUUCACCAUCAAGACCGUCCCAACACCUCAACCUGGUCCGGGAAGUCUCGUCGUCAAAGUUCUCGCUACAGACAUUGAUCCACAUUUAAACCAGAUCAUGAAUGGGGAGCUCCCCUACCUCUACGUACCUACGCCUCUCAUUCCAGGCGGUCGUGCUAUUGGUCGUGUCGCAGCCACUGGGCCAGAUACUACCGCUUUAUCCAUCGGCCAGCUCGUGACCAUCGAGCCUUUUGUGCGUGGCCGCGAUAAUUCUGAUGUACAAAUACUAUGGGGAGUUGGCGUAUUUGGACAAGACCGAAAACCAAAGAAACUCAUCGAGGCUUGGCGUGAUGGCGUAUCAGCUGAAUAUGUGAAGGCACCACUUGAGAAUUUUUACACCCUAAACGAGAAACGGCUCUUGGGGAAACCUUGCAGACGGAGGCCUUGGUUAUUCCCUUGGGGACCUUACUAUACUUUCUCGACAUCUGGUAGCCUAUGGAGGAUUUCGAGGAAUUGAUCUCAAACCUGGAGAGACAGUCAUCGUGGCGCCUGCUACAGGUUCGUUUAGCAGUGCUGCAGUCGAAGUAGCAUCAGCCCUGGGCGCGCGUGUCAUUGCCGUUGGUAGGAACUUGUCUAAACUGCAGAAACUUGCAGCAGCGAACCAACGUGUCGAAGUUGUGCAGACUUCUGGUAAUUUUGAGGAAGAUCUUGCAAAAAUCAAAGCCUUUGGUCCAAUUGAUGCGUAUCUGGAUUUGUCGCCCAAGGAAGCAAACGGAUCGAGCUAUAUUAGAGCUUGUUUGAUGUCAUUAAGGAAUUAUGGGAGAGCAUCACUGAUGGGAGUACCGAGUAAUGAUAUUGAUAUUCCAUACAUGAUGGCUGUUAUGAACAACCUUACGAUUCGAGGACAGUAUAUGUAUGAGAGAGAAGAUGUAAAAGGACUGAUUAAACUUGUUGAGAGUGGCUUAUUGAAGAUCGGAAAAGCUGGUGGUCAUGAAAUCGUUGGUGAAUUUCCAAUUGAGCAGUGGGAUGAAGGGCUCAAAGUUGCGGUUCAGAAUCCCGAGCCUGGAAAAAUAGUCGUUAUGCAUCCUUAGUUUGAGAUCUUGCUUAAGAGUCUUUUUACUUUAGCAUACAAAUAUCUAUAUUUAACUUCCUUCGCCCAAAUUCCUACUAUGCUCAUAGCCA
Molecule: messenger RNA, 1524 nt
Organism: Sclerotinia trifoliorum
Lineage: Eukaryota; Fungi; Ascomycota; Leotiomycetes; Helotiales; Sclerotiniaceae
Source: the annotation of a GenBank genome assembly